AUGCGGGUCGAUUCCGACGACGACUUCGAUCCUGUCGACGACUAUGACAUGCUCGACUCUGCGGACGAGCUGGUUGAUGAGAACGGUGACACUCCGGGCACAUCUCCUCCCGCUUCCACCACUCUCCCCCGAUGCCGUCAGAAGAACCUGCAGUGCCCAUACGAAGGCUGUGACAAGGCUUUCAAUCGUCAAGCGCGGCUUCAAGAACACAUUCGCUCACAUACCAAUGAACGUCCCUUCAAAUGUCCCUAUUCUCCGUGCACCAAAGACUUCCUGCGUGACAGCCACUUGAAACACCACAUCAAGAGUGUCCACGAGGAUAUUCGUGACUACAAGUGUAGCUGGGAGGGGUGCGAUGCGAGCUUUGCGACUGGAACAAGAUUACGACGACACAUCCAGACCCAUGAGGCCAAAGAGAAAUUUCGAUGCCGCGGCUAUGAAGGCUGCUCUCAAACUUUUCGCAAGCAAGAGACUCUAGACAGACACAUCAAAACCGACCACCUAGGAAUCAAGCCUUUCCCAUGCCAGGAAGCAGACCCAGUCACUGGGUUGGCUUGUACAAAAGCGUACGACACCGCUGAAAAAUUGCGGGCUCACCAGCGAGCUAGACACGACUCAACAAGAUUCUCCUGCGACGAAUGUAUGAGACAAAACGCUGAGACUCUUGCCAAUUCUGCAGAUGUUGAUCCAGACACCUUGCCUGUGGUGUCAUUUGCAACUUACGGCGAAUUUCAAGCCCAUCUCACCAUUGUCCAUCCCCCAACAUGUGGUUUAUGCCCGACUUCGUUCACGACAAACAAGGAGCUAACCCGGCAUCUUGAAAUCCAGCAUGGCAUACUCCCUGAAUCAACGAGCAAACCUAGCCAGACUUUUCCGUGCACUCACGAUGGUUGCGACAAGCAAUUUACAAAGAGGGGCAAUCUCAAUGUGCAUAUCAGAACUGUCCAUGAAAACAAGCGUGAUUUUGUCUGUGGCCAGACUGAAAUCGCCUUGCCAGAAGAACUUGCCGACAAGGACAAUAUUGUGAUUCACGGCUGUAACCGGAGCUUCACCAGCAAGGCAACCUUGGAAGAGCAUGUUCGGUCGGCCCAUCUUGGAUUAGAGGCCAAGAGGGUGGCGCGCAACAAGAAGCGCAAGGCAGAGCGAGAGGCUAAAGAGCUUGCUACUGGUGGUCGAGUGCUUAAGAAGCGCAAACCUCGUUCAGACAAGGGUAUCAAGAAGACCUCUGUCAUGGCUGAUCUCAUUGGCCAAGCACACUCAGAGAGCAUUGCAAUCCCUGGUGCGGAGUCUGCCAGCAACGAUGCGGACUCUACUCAUCAGGCAGACAUGGAUGUAGACGAUCACUUUUUGACAGGAUCGAUGGUUAUGUGUGGUGACCAGAUCUAUCACUAUGGCAGCUCGUACCAUUAUCCAUCUGGUGAAUACCCAACGAUUGGUGACAAUGCUAGCGCCAGCAUACAGGGCAACAAACACGAUGCGAACACGGAUUCUAACGAUACUGACAUCGCGUAUGGCGAAUACCUUCCAGACACCGCGAUGGAUUAUGAAGUUGAUGACCUCUUUGGCUUUGAACAAGACCAUCAGCCUUACUUCACCUACCCAGCGCCGUCUUCUUAUUGA
Molecule: messenger RNA, 1620 nt
Organism: Exophiala spinifera
Lineage: Eukaryota; Fungi; Ascomycota; Eurotiomycetes; Chaetothyriales; Herpotrichiellaceae
Exons: 1
Coding region: 1-1620 (539 amino acids)
Biological process (GO): regulation of transcription by RNA polymerase II
Cellular component (GO): nucleus
Molecular function (GO): RNA polymerase II cis-regulatory region sequence-specific DNA binding; DNA-binding transcription factor activity, RNA polymerase II-specific
Source: RefSeq, a predicted model, not a curated record